Nicotiana attenuata is the source of this 1923-nucleotide messenger RNA. RefSeq lists its product as uncharacterized. Gene Ontology annotation, molecular function: nucleic acid binding. Lineage: Eukaryota; Viridiplantae; Streptophyta; Magnoliopsida; Solanales; Solanaceae. The transcript has 10 exons. The record is from RefSeq and is a predicted model, not a curated record. The coding region runs from base 1 to 1923 and encodes 640 amino acids.
AUGGGUCGUGCUCUUUGUGACUUGGGAGCAAGCAUAAAUCUGAUGCCCCUAUCCUUGUUCAAGCAAUUGGGUCUGGGAGCUCCAAGACCAACUACUGUGAUGUUGCAGCUGGCUGAUAGGUCUAUAGCAUAUCCUGAGGAAGUGAUUGAAGAUGUGUUUCUGCAAAUUGGGAAAUUCAUCUUCCCUGCUGACUUCAUUAUCCUAGAUUAUGAGGCUGAUGAACUGGUGGAUGACGAGGAAGCAGUCUUUAAUGUCUACAAAGAAAUCCAACUUCCCCGCCACUAUGAGGAGCUCUCGAUGAUAUCUGAAGAAAAGCUAUUGAGAGUGCUACGUGAGCACAUGCGAGCAAUUGGGUGGACGAUGUUUGACAUUAAAGGCAUUAGUCCAGCUUUCUGCAUACAUAAAAUCCUCAUGGAGUACGGACACAAGCCAAGUGUAGAGCAACAAUGCCGCCCAAUCAUAAAAGAGGUGGUAAGAAAAGAAGUGAUUAAGUGGCUUGAUGCAAGUAUUGUAUUUCCAAUUUCUGAUAGCAAAUGGGUGGAUGAUGGCUAUUUUACUGACAUGGUUGAGAGAUUUGUAGAAGUGUUCUUGGAUGACUUUUAUGUGUUUGGGAUUUUAGAGAAAGAUGUCCCCUUCAAGUUUGAUGAUGCCUGUCUGAAAGCAUUUAAGGAGUUGAAGGGAAGGUUAGUGACUGCACCAAUUAUCAUUGCUCCGGAUUGGGAGCAGCCAUUUGAGUUGAUGUGUGAUGUGAGUAAUAUAGAAAUUGGAGCUGUUUUGGGGAAAAGGAGAAAUAAAAUCUUUCACUCCAUUUGCUAUGCGAGAACCAAAGUUAUUGUCUACACAGAUCAUUCAGCUAUCAGAUACUUGUUUGAAAAGAAAUACGCCAAGCCGAGGCUGAUUCGUUGGGUCCUCCUCCUGCAAGAGUUUCACUUAGAGAUCCGAGAUCGAAAAGGGACAGAGAAUCAAGUGGCCGAUCACUUGUCCAGAUUAGAAAAUCGCAGCCAUGUAGCUGAAGGAGGGUCAUUCAAAGAAACAUUUCCGGAUGAGCAGUUAUUAGCAAUCACCUCAAGUGAACCCCCGUGGUUGUACACGGAUCAGUUGGUACAGAGGUGUGUCCCUGAGGAAGAGAUGAGUGCAAUACUGCAUGACUGUCAUGCUUCACCAUACGGAGGUCAUCACGGUGGUGAUAGAACCACCCAAAAAGUGCUACAAUCAGGUUUUAUUGGCCAAAAUUGUUUAAGUAUGCACAUGCCUUUGUUCAAAAGUGUGACAGAUGCCAAAGAACUGGAACAAUCAGGAAGAAGCAUGAGAUGCCUUUGCAAAAUAUUCUGGCGGUACAUCUUGGUGGCGGUCAACUAUGUGUCUAAAUGGGUGGAGGUCAUUGUUCUUCCUACUAAUGACGCAAAGGUAGUGACAAGUGGUCAAGUGGAAGUUUCAAACAGAGAGGUAAAGCAAAUUCUAGAGAAAACAUUAAGUGGAAAUAGAAAGGAUUGGGCCGGGAAGCUGAACGACGCAUUAUGGGCAUAUCGCACUGCAUACAAGACCCCCAUAUGUACUUCUCCGUACAGGUUGGUUUAUGGGAAGGGGUGCCACCUGCCCAUUGAGCUUGAACACAAAGCAUAUUGGGCGAUUAAAAAGCAAAAUAUUGAGAUGGACUUAGCUGGUGAGAAGAGGUUGCUACAACUCAACGAGCUUGAUGAGUUCCGGUUGCACGCGCAUGAAAACGCCAAAUUCUUUUUCGGAAAGCCUAAAUCUCGAUGGUCAGGUCCUUUUGAAGUGGUUACUGUGAAACCUCAUGGAGCGGUGGAAUUGCGUGAUACGAGUUCCAAUGCGACAUUCUUGGUAACUGGCCAGAGAGUAAAACACUAUUGGGGUGGUGACAUUGCACAUCACAAGCCCUCGCUGGACUUGGAUGAGGCGUGA